This is a messenger RNA of Centruroides sculpturatus (bark scorpion), 1476 nucleotides long. Its product is annotated as cathepsin L1-like. Gene Ontology annotation, molecular function: cysteine-type endopeptidase activity. NCBI's taxonomy places the organism in Eukaryota, Metazoa, Arthropoda, Arachnida, Scorpiones, Buthidae. Gene Ontology annotation, biological process: immune response. The transcript is spliced from 8 exons. Gene Ontology annotation, cellular component: lysosome. The record is from RefSeq and is a predicted model, not a curated record. The coding region runs from base 153 to 1175 and encodes 340 amino acids.
AGGUCGGACGGGCUAUAUAUUGAAACGUUAUCAAUUUCUCAGUAUUACAUGCUUUAGUGCGGCGAUCUGCGUAAUUGGGUGGGAGAGGAUCUCCGAUUUUAUAUUUUAAUAUACUUUUAUAGAAGCUAAGAUCAAUUAUAUUAAAUAAAAGCAUGAAUAUUGCAGCAGCAUAUUCAACAUAUAUAUUAGUAAUUUUACUAUCUGCAGCAUUAAGUGCAGACAGCAUUUCAUAUAGAGAUGUGCUGUUACAAGAAUGGGAAGUAUUCAAAUUGACACAUGGUAAACAAUAUGAACCUUUAGAAGAUUCCUUUCGAAUGAAGGUAUUUAUGGACAACAAGCAUAAAAUUGCCAAACAUAAUACUUUAUAUGAAAAAGGUAUAAAGAAAUACAAAUUAGCAAUGAAUGAAUUUGGUGAUAAGCUUCAUCACGAAUUUAUUCGGAAUAUGAAUGGUUUUAAAAGACAAUAUCGAAACCAGUAUGAAAAUGGCUCUACUUAUCUUUCUCCAUUAAAUGUUGAAGUUCCAAAAUCAGUUGACUGGCGUCAAGAAGGUUAUGUUACUCCUGUCAAAAAUCAGGGAGAAUGUGGCUCCUGUUGGGCUUUUAGUACAACUGGCAGUUUAGAGGGACAACAUUUUCGUAAAACUGGUGUAUUAGUUUCUCUAAGUGAACAGAAUUUAAUAGAUUGUUCUAAAAAAUAUGGUAAUGAAGGUUGCAAUGGUGGUUUAAUGGAUCAAGCAUUCACUUAUAUAAAACAAAAUCAUGGAAUUGAUACUGAAUUAUCCUAUCCCUACGAAGGAAAGGAUGGGAAAUGUAGAUUUUCUAAAAGAACUAUUGGAGCUAGUGAUACAGGAUUUGUAGAUGUUCCUGAAGGAAGUGAAAAAAAACUGAAAGAAGCCGUUGCUACAGUUGGUCCAGUAUCUGUUGCAAUUGAUGCCAGUCAUGAAUCUUUCCAAUUUUAUAAUGAAGGUAUUUAUGAUGAACCAGAUUGCAGUUCUGAAGAAUUAGAUCAUGGUGUUUUAGUUGUAGGUUAUGGAACUUCUGAAGAGGGAGAUGAUUACUGGAUUGUUAAAAACAGUUGGGGAACAACAUGGGGAGAUAACGGCUAUAUCCUUAUGAGUCGUAAUAAGAAAAAUCAAUGCGGUAUUGCUACUCAAGCUAGUUAUCCUUUGGUGUAAAUUAUAUAUAAACAAAAUUUUAGAUGCAAAUCAACGAAAGAAGUUUUACAAAGUUUCGAAAAUAUCUACAAUCCUGUAUGGUUGAUUUGUCAUCCUAUACUUACAUUGGCAUACUUUAAUCUGUGUUUCUUAUGUUGUUUUAACUUUAUCAGUCUUAUGUUACAACAGUUUAAGGUAUUGUCAUUACAAAUUGAUUCCACAAUAUAUUUUUUUAUAUUUUUAAAUAUAGGAAACCCGUUUAACGACUCCAUUUUUAAUUUUUUAUAAACAAAUUAAAACCAAACUUGAAAAUCGUUGCUGU